This is a messenger RNA of Salvelinus sp. IW2-2015, 2215 nucleotides long. Its product is annotated as glycerol-3-phosphate acyltransferase 4. Gene Ontology annotation, molecular function: glycerol-3-phosphate O-acyltransferase activity. Lineage: Eukaryota; Metazoa; Chordata; Actinopteri; Salmoniformes; Salmonidae. Gene Ontology annotation, cellular component: endoplasmic reticulum. The record is from RefSeq and is a predicted model, not a curated record. Gene Ontology annotation, biological process: triglyceride biosynthetic process.
CUCGCAGUAUGAGGUCGAUGAUUGCAGACAGGGAGGGAGUCAUGCUAAUGAUUGAUGAUUAGUUUCUCAUAUACGUUUUCCUUGUUGGAGCUCGCCAAGUUAAAAAGAAGUGAGUAAACACACUCUGAAGAAGUAAUUUGCAUAUUUUGAUGGAUCAAGUUGAGGACUGAAGUUUUGGAUGCUCUGACAUUGCUGGAUCCUUUAUUAUAGUCUUCAUGAUGAGAUCAGUCUGCUCUCCUAGACAUUGACUCGAGCUUCACCAGGCCCGAUGUGCCCAUGACGCCCUUGUUUCAGUGCAGGCUUCAGAAGCUGAGGCUAUAAAGGGACUAGAGGACUAAUCUGCAGCCUUAGUCCUGGUCCUGGACUUCUCUUUAGUCCUUUAUCAGUCCUCCCUGUUCCCUGCCAUAUCCCCUCACCACUCCACUGCACCACAGCCCCGGCCUCACCUGUGGCCAACAUGGGCUGGUUCCUCCUCCCAUUUGAUAACCUGCUGUGUAUGGUCCUUGGCAUAUCCUUCACUGUGGGAUUCAGCUCGCUGCUAGUCAUAGUCGUGCCGGCCGUCCUUGGAGUGUCCAUUGGGAUCCGCAGACUGUACAUGAAGAGCCUUCUCAAGGUCUUUGAGUGGGCUACUGUGCGGAUGGAGAGAGGUGCAAAGGAGAAGAAUCAACAUCUUUAUAAACCCUAUAGUAAUGGUAUCAUAGCUAAAGAGMUGUCCUCUCUGGAGCAGGAGAUCCAGGAGCUCCGUGCCAGCGGCACCACUCUGAGCUCUGAGCCUGAGUUUGAGAUGGCGGACAUCAUGUAUUUCUGCCGGCGGGGGGUGGAGAGCAUCGUGGAUGACGAGGUGACCAAGCGCUUUUCUGCUCAGGAGCUGGAGUCCUGGAACCUGCUGACCCGCAGCAACUUCAACGCUCGCCACAUCAGCCUGCGACUCAGCGUGCUCUGGGGACUGGGUCUCUUCAUCCGCUAUGGCUUCCUGCUGCCACUCAGGGUUACUCUGGCAGCCUCUGGUAUUGGUCUGCUUGUGGUCUUGACUACCAUAGUGGGCUUCAUACCAAGCGGCUGGUUAAGGACGUACCUCAGUGAGAAGAUUCAUCUGAUGUCUUAUCGCAUCUGUGUCCGAUCCCUCACUGCCAUCAUCACCUACCACAACAGUGAGAACAAACCAAAGAAUGGAGGCAUCUGUGUGGCGAAUCACACAACUCCCAUUGACGUCAUCAUCCUGGCCAAUGAUGGCUGCUAUUCUAUGGUUGGCCAGAUCCAUGGUGGUUUGAUCGGGGUAGUCCAGAGAGCCAUGGUGAAAUCCAGCACACACAUCUGGUUUGAGAGAUCUGAAGUGAAAGACCGUCACCUUGUGGCCGAAAGGCUUAGCAAUCAUGUAGCAGACAAAACUAAACACCCCAUCCUCAUCUUCCCAGAGGGCACCUGCAUCAACAAUACCUCCGUGAUGAUGUUCAAAAAGGGCAGCUUUGAGAUAGGCUGUACUUUCUACCCUGUGGCCAUUAAGUAUGACCCUAGGUUUGGCGAUGCGUUCUGGAACAGCAGUAAGUUUGGGAUGGUCAACUACCUGCUGAGGAUGAUGAGCAGUUGGGCCAUCGUCUGCAGUGUCUGGUACCUUCCACCUAUGAGCAGAGAGGAGGGAGAGGAUGCGGUGCAGUUUGCCAACAGAGUAAAAGCAGCCAUCGCCACGCAGGGAGGACUGGUGGACCUGCUCUGGGAUGGAGGGCUGAAACGAGGGAAGGUGAAAAAUACGUUCAAAGAGGAGCAGCAGAAGCUGUACAGCAAGGUGCUGGUUGGAGACCAGGAGGACCAAGGUGAAGACAGACCACAGGAAGAUGAAGAAGAAGAAGAGGGGGACCAAAAUGAAGACAGACCACUUGAAGAUUACACACCCAGACCACUGGAAGACUGCUCUCUGAGACUACAAGAAGAAGAGGAGGAGAGAGGCUCAGAGACACCAAUGAAGGAUCAAUGAGGGUGGGGGUUCCAUUCCUACCAGGUUAUUAAGUGUCAGCGGAGCCCCACUCACUGUCUUGGUGAGGCACUAUACCAGAGGAUUUAUUGGAUUGGAAGCCUUAAAUUAAUUUCAAUAACAAUGAACUACUCAGAGAGCAUUUCAAUAACAAGUAACUACUCAGAGAACAUUUCAAUAACAAUGAACUACUCAGAGAACAUUUCAAUAACAAUGAACUACUCAGAGAACAUUUCAAUAACAAUG